Messenger RNA from Corylus avellana, 861 nucleotides. NCBI's taxonomy places the organism in Eukaryota, Viridiplantae, Streptophyta, Magnoliopsida, Fagales, Betulaceae. The record is from RefSeq and is a predicted model, not a curated record.
AUGGAUAAUAUUAAUCUGGAAAUUGAUGAUCUCAUCAAUCAUACAAAUUCUCUUAGUUGGUCUGAUUCCCCCCCUCUGUUAUCUUCUCCUUCCCCAAAUCCUUCAAAUCUUCCCUCCCUCACUUUAAUGGGUAAGGUUAUUUCUCUUAUUCCCAUUUCUAAAGUUAUCAUCAAGAAUAAUAUCUCCCUAGCCUGGAAGUUUUUGAUAUCUCUAACCACUGAAGACCGUGAAGAUGAUCUGAUGGUGUUCACCUUUGAUAACCUGGAAGACUUGAUGAGAGUGUUGGAAAACUCUCCUUGGAAUAUUAAAGGUUCGCCAUUGUUUCUUAAGAAAUGGUCUUUGUCUGAAUCCAUUAAGGACAUAGAUUUUUCUACUGGAGCCUUCUGGGUGCAAGUUCAUGAUUUGCCUUUGGAAAUGAUUACUCCAGAAAAUGCUUUCAGCAUUGGUUCCAGCUUGGGUGAGCUCUUGGAGGUUGAUAAUGCUGAAAAUAAUAAACCUUCACGUAAAAGUUUUUUGAGGUUUCGAGUUCUAAUCAAGCUUCAUCAUCCUUUGACUCCGGGAUUCACUCACCAUUAUCCCCCAAAAGCUCCUACGUGGGUUCAAUAUAAGUAUGAACGUCUCUCAGAAUAUUGCUAUUUUUGUGGUAGGUUAGGGCAUCUCUCUUAUGCUUGUCCAGUGGCUGAUCGUCCCCCUGCUCAUGGGAGAUAUGGGGUUAUUUUGAAGGCUAGUCCUUUGAAGUUUACUUGGGUGGUUAAUCUUAUUCCUGCUCAUAAACCUCUAGCUCGCAUGAUUGAACCAGUGGUGGAAGUUCCCCUUGCAGUUUCAAAUUCGGCUUCUACUGAGUCAAACCAGCCAAGUUAA